Molecule: messenger RNA, 978 nt
Organism: Synchiropus splendidus (mandarinfish)
Lineage: Eukaryota; Metazoa; Chordata; Actinopteri; Syngnathiformes; Callionymidae
Gene: dctn5
Product: dynactin 5
Exons: 6
Coding region: 160-708 (182 amino acids)
Source: RefSeq, a predicted model, not a curated record
AUAAAUCAAGGUGAAAAUAUAUCUACGAUUCGGUCUCGAUUAGUCGCGCCUGGUACUGACUCCCUCCCGAGCGGAGAUCAGAGCACCGAUAAACAGAUGCUUCACGGUUAGCUGUGUUGUUUAAGCUCGCGCGACGUAUCUGCUGUCAAACUCUCAGCGAUGGAGCUUUCUGAAAUACUCUACAACAAAGCGGAGUACAUUGAAACGGCCUCCGGGAACAAAGUGAGCAGACAGUCGGUGCUGUGCGGAAGUCAAAACAUCGUAUUGAAUGGAAAAACUAUUGUGAUGAAUGACUGCAUCAUCAGGGGAGACCUGGCGAACGUCCGGGUGGGGAGACACUGUGUUGUCAAAAGCAGAAGUGUCAUUCGACCCCCGUUCAAGAAGUUCAGUAAAGGAGUGGCCUUUUUCCCGCUCCACAUCGGUGACCACGUCUUCAUCGAGGAGGACUGUGUGGUCAACGCAGCGCAGAUUGGUUCUUAUGUCCACAUCGGAAAGAACUGUGUCAUAGGUCGACGCUGUGUGCUUAAAGACUGUUGUAAAAUCUUAGACAACACUGUUCUCCCCCCUGAGACUGUGGUGCCUCCCUUUACUGUCUUCUCUGGAUGCCCAGGUCUGUUCUCAGGAGAGCUGCCAGAGUGCACACAGGAUCUGAUGAUUGACGUGACCAAGAGCUACUACCAGAAGUUCCUGCCCCUCAGCCAGAUCUAAUUGCUGUCCCUGGAGGACCAGGACUGAAACACUCACCUCAUUGAUAACACGUAAAUUGAUGUGAGCUACAGUCACGUUGGAAGAUUUGGACCAAAACACUCAGUGAUUGUCUGCUGCAGCUGACCGUGAAGUUUAAUGAAGACGACAGCCUCACCGUACUUUUAUUAUCAUUGUAAAGCCUGUUUUGAUUUUGUUUUCUGCUUCAGACCUUGUAAACAAUAUUUAAGCUAUUCAGUUUUAUUUCAAUAAAAUUGACUUUAAUGUCACACA